This is a messenger RNA of Rana temporaria (common frog), 1457 nucleotides long. RefSeq names its product fructose-1,6-bisphosphatase 1-like. The record is from RefSeq and is a predicted model, not a curated record. The transcript is spliced from 7 exons. Gene Ontology annotation, biological process: fructose 1,6-bisphosphate metabolic process; sucrose biosynthetic process; fructose 6-phosphate metabolic process. Gene Ontology annotation, cellular component: cytosol; cytoplasm. Gene Ontology annotation, molecular function: fructose 1,6-bisphosphate 1-phosphatase activity. The coding region runs from base 75 to 1091 and encodes 338 amino acids. NCBI's taxonomy places the organism in Eukaryota, Metazoa, Chordata, Amphibia, Anura, Ranidae.
ACUGUCCGGGAUCCGUGCUGACCUGGCCAUUCACUUACCUGUCUCCUCUGUGUGCACUCACCGCUCCUUCCACCAUGACGGACCAAGCACCCUUUGACACCAAUGUCAUCACCAUGACCCGAUUCAUCAUGGAGGAGGGCAUCAAAGCCAAAGGAACCGGAGAGAUGACCCAGCUCCUCAAUUCCCUCUGUACUGCCAUCAAAGCCAUCUCUUCUGCUGUGCGCAAAGCUGGUCUGGCCAACCUGUACGGCAUCGCUGGAUCCACCAAUGUGACAGGGGACCAGGUGAAGAAGCUGGAUGUUCUAUCAAAUGAUCUGGUUGUUAACCUGCUAAAGUCAUCAUUUAGUACCUGUGUCCUUGUAUCAGAAGAAGACGAUCAUGCACUCAUAGUGGAGCCCGAGACCAGGGGUAAAUACAUUGUGUGCUUUGAUCCUUUGGACGGUUCGUCAAACAUUGAUUGUCUUGCAUCCAUUGGCACAAUCUUCGCCAUAUAUAGAAAGGUGUCAGACGAUGAGCCUAGUGAAAAAGAUGCUUUGCAACCAGGACGUGACAUUGUAGUCGCAGGUUAUGCACUGUAUGGAAGUGCCACAAUGCUGGUCCUUGCCACAGAGCAUGGAGUGAAUUGCUUCAUGUUAGACCCUGCAAUUGGAGAAUUCCUUUUGGUCAAUAAAAAUGUGAAGGUUAAACCAAGAGGCAAUAUCUACAGUCUAAAUGAAGGCUAUGCCAAAUACUUUGAUGCAGCAGUCACAGAAUAUCUCCAGAAGAAGAAAUUCCCAGAGGAUGGCAGUUCACCUUAUGGAGGACGAUAUGUUGGUUCCAUGGUGGCUGAUGUUCACCGAACACUGGUUUAUGGAGGAAUCUUCUUAUAUCCUGCAAACACUAAAAGCCCAAAGGGAAAGCUGAGGCUUCUGUAUGAGUGCAAUCCCAUGGCCUUUAUCAUGGAAAAGGCCGGAGGACUGGCCACCAAUGGACUGGAGAAUGUGUUGGAUAUAGUUCCAGAGAGUAUUCACCAGAGAAUGCCCAUAGCCCUGGGCUCUACAGAAGAUGUGAAGGAGUACAUUGAGAUUUUCAAGAAACAUGCCAAGAAAUAAAAGGCUGCUGGACUGAAUUCCUAGAAAAAGGACCAAAGAAUAUAAUACUUGUCUGUGUUUAAUGAUGAGCGGAUCAAUUCACCCAAAGUAUGGUUCUGAUUCACAGCAAGUAGAUCUCUAUGGGUCAGCUUCUCACUGGGUGAAUCAGUUUACUUGGUGAACUGGUAAAGGGGUCCUUUGAACUUCGUACCAAUUCAUUUGGGGGUGUCUGUCAAAAAGCAAAAUUCAGUGUCUGCUCUUCUGAAUGGUUCGUGGAGCAAUCGUUUAUUAUUAUCUGUGAUCUUUCAUAGAUUCUCAGGAACACAACUUUCUAAAAAAUUUCAGGUCUGCUUAAAAAUGUGAAUAAAUUUUUAUAUUUACCUAUAA